AUGCAGCCACGGAGGCAGCCAAACCGGCAGGCCCAGGAGAAAAGGGCGAGAUGCAGGUUGUUCCUGUGAUUCUUCAUCUCAUCACCUCCAUUAGCUCUGUGUGCCUCUACAUCCCCAAAGACCUGCGGCCGUAUGAAAACCGGCAGAGCAUGCUCAAAUCCAUACAGGAGGUGCAGAAACGUUUCCCAGAUGGCGUUCCUCUGCUAGAUCCCAUAGACGACAUGGGCAUCAAGGAUCCAGCGCUGAAGAAGGUCAUUCAGAAGGUGGAGGCGUUCGAGCACAGGCUGUACACGCACCCCCUGCACAGCGACCCCAAUCUGGAGGCCGUUAACACUCUGUGUGAGAAGAAAGCACUGAUUGCAGGCGACAUUAAAGUAGCGAAGCAUGACCUAAAGAAAGCAUGUAGCGUGCUGCAGAUGGAUGAGCUGAAGUGCAGGAAGCGUGUGAUACGGCGCCUGGGAUUCGCCACUUCCUUUGAUGUCAUCGAGAUGAAAGGCCGUGUGGCCUGUGAGAUCAGCAGGCUAACGAGAUGCCCAAACUGACGGAGCAGCUGGCCGGACCGCUGCGACAGAUGCAGGUACUGUGUUCGGGAGGAAGACUUACUCAGCCACCUUGAAAUUCUUUACAUUACAUGCUCACUAUCACACGCACUGUUUACCAAACAACACUUAAACUGCUGCCUCUGUUUGCAUUAAAGGGUUAAGCAGAUAGGUCAGUCUGAUCCACCUAAGAUGUGGUUUGACCGGGUUU
Carassius carassius (crucian carp) is the source of this 750-nucleotide messenger RNA. RefSeq names its product exosome RNA helicase MTR4-like. The coding region runs from base 51 to 542 and encodes 163 amino acids. The record is from RefSeq and is a predicted model, not a curated record. NCBI's taxonomy places the organism in Eukaryota, Metazoa, Chordata, Actinopteri, Cypriniformes, Cyprinidae. The transcript has 5 exons.